This is a messenger RNA of Pseudomassariella vexata, 246 nucleotides long. RefSeq lists its product as uncharacterized. The record is from RefSeq and is a predicted model, not a curated record. Gene Ontology annotation, cellular component: cytoplasm. NCBI's taxonomy places the organism in Eukaryota, Fungi, Ascomycota, Sordariomycetes, Amphisphaeriales, Pseudomassariaceae. Bases 1 to 246 code for a protein of 81 amino acids. The transcript has a single exon.
AUGGCAAGCGUUGCGACAUCUUUCUCGCCACAAAAUUCGGCGGCAUCUACGAAAGCCCCAACGAAUACGUCCCCGACGCGUGUGAGGCGGAACUAUCCCCGCGUCUUGGACAAGAAUUCCUCCAAGAAUAGGACGAUUGUGAAGACGCUGCAUAAUAAUGCUUGCGAAAAGAGGUGUACGGCGGAGCAGUUGGCGUUAGCUUGGUUGUUGACUCAGGGGGACGAUGUAUUUCCUAUUCCCGGGUGA